Arabidopsis arenosa is the source of this 1162-nucleotide messenger RNA. The record is from the annotation of a GenBank genome assembly. Lineage: Eukaryota; Viridiplantae; Streptophyta; Magnoliopsida; Brassicales; Brassicaceae.
AACAAAGAAACUCUCUGCUCUUCUCUGUCUCUUCUUCACCAUGAACCAAGCUAUCUCCCAAUCCGAUUCCGAUUCCGACCACAUGGCGACUUUCUGCAACGAAUCAUCCGGAAACUUCACUAGCAACACAACUUACAACAAGAAUCUCAACACUCUUCUCUCCACUCUUAGCAACCAAUCAUCCCUCGCUAACUACUACAAUCUCACGACCGGUCUAGCUUCAGACACAGUCCAUGGAAUGUUCUUAUGCAUAGGAGAUGUCAACAGAACAACAUGCAACGCCUGCGUCAAGAACGCAACAAUUGAGAUUGCUAAAAACUGUACUAACCAUCGUGAAGCAAUCAUUUACUACUUCUCUUGUAUGGUUCGAUACUCAGAUAAGUUCUUCCUCUCCACCUUAGAGACAAAGCCUAAUACCUUUUGGUCGUCUGAUGAUCCAAUACCCAAAUCAUAUGAUAAAUUUGGACAGAGACUGUCUGACACAAUGGGAGAAGUUAUCGUUAGAUCAUCUUUGUUAUCUUCUUCGUUUACGCCAUAUUAUCUUAGGGAUACGACUAUGUUCGAUAACUUGUAUGAUCUUGAGUCUAUUGUUCAGUGUAGUCCUCAUUUGGAUCCAAGAAACUGCACCAAAUGCCUGAAACUUGCGUUGCAAGAACUCACUGAGUGCUGUGGUGAUCAGGUUUGGGCUUUCAUCUUCACUCCCAAAUGUUUAGUGAGUUUUGAAACCUCAACUUCGUCAUUGCCACCGCUUCCACCGCCAAGUCGCAGCGGUUCCUUCUCCAUUAGAGGAAAUAACAAAUUACUUGGGGGAAUGGUUCUUGCUGUGGCCGCUUCUGUGUUUGCACUUUUAAGUUUAUGAUCAGGUUUACAUGUAUUAAGAAAAACGUUGGGUUUGAGUUUCGAUUUGGAAUUGUGCUCAGUGCAAAACAAAUAUCAUUGUUUCCGUUAAUUAUGCUUCAUGCGUAUGUUUUAUUGUCCUUUUCUAUUGUGGUUAUACAUUCAAUUGUUGUAAGGAUUGUCCCAUUUUUAUAAUGAUUUUGUGUUUUCAAUUCAUCUGAUUCAUAUGCAUGGGGAAAAACAUUGUAAAGUUUUAUCAAAUGGAUAACAGCUUAGUAUGAAGAUAUAUCCUCAAUUUAAGAUCGAAUACAGGGAAUUGUUAAUG